Lithohypha guttulata is the source of this 2838-nucleotide messenger RNA. It is a transcript of the gene TPS3, whose product is annotated as Trehalose-6-P synthase/phosphatase complex subunit. Gene Ontology annotation, molecular function: trehalose-phosphatase activity. The record is from RefSeq and is a predicted model, not a curated record. The coding region runs from base 1 to 2838 and encodes 945 amino acids. Gene Ontology annotation, biological process: trehalose biosynthetic process. Gene Ontology annotation, cellular component: cytosol; alpha,alpha-trehalose-phosphate synthase complex (UDP-forming). NCBI's taxonomy places the organism in Eukaryota, Fungi, Ascomycota, Eurotiomycetes, Chaetothyriales, Trichomeriaceae. The transcript has a single exon.
AUGGUGCUUCUACUUGCGGCACUGACUGUGCCCAACACUGUUGCUUUCCACUCUCUUUCUGAUGUCGAUACCACUCCUACCGUUUCCACCAGUUCUAAGAAAGAGGAGGAGUCAGGCCAGGACUACACCACCUUCAACCCUCACAAAGACCAACAACACGCCCGCAGCCAGAGUUUGCAGUUUGCACCCUCGCUGUCGCAAAUUGGUCCUAUACGAGCUCCAGCUGCACUCGCCAAAACCCCGGGAGCAACCACGAACCUCGAAGACUUCUUCAAACCUCAGAACUUCCAGGUCGUCCUCCCCAAAAAGGCCUUGAUUCGUAACAAGUCUGCGACCAGCCUACAGGCGCUUGUGGCAUCUGAAUAUCAGACCAAGAGUUGGGGCAAGAUUGACGAGGUCAAUCAACCUCAGUCACUUGCUGAAUCACCGCCUUCGCAGUCGAUUUUUGAAGAUACCGCUAUCUCGAAAGACCCGAUCGGAGCCCCUCCAGAGACUUCAAGGACAACCCCGAGGACAAAGAUUGCUCGUCGAAAGAAGAGGGAUGUUGAGUAUACCACCUCCAACUACACCAUCCAACCGACCACGCUCGGUAAUGCUGGGCUGUUCUCAGCCAUUACUGCCAUUGAAGACAAGGGAGCCUUCGAAGACUUCUUCUGGGUCGGUACUCUCGGCAUGCCGACCGAUCGCCUCCCUCAAGACGUCAAGGAGGACAUCACCGACAAGUUCUUAAACGACCUGGACACCUUUCUGGUCUUCCUCAACGAUACCGACAUGAACGGUCACUACGAAAAUUACUGCAAGAACAUACUCUUUCCCAUGUUGCACUCACAGGUCCCAGACGUACCCAAAUCUAAGGCUUAUCAGGAUAACUCCUGGUCGCACUAUAAGAAGGUCAACGAAGCCUUUGCCGACACCAUCAUAAAGAACUACAAAGAAGGAGACGUUGUGUGGGUACAUGACUAUCAUCUUCUCCUGGUACCAAAUCUUGUGCGCGAGAAGUACCCUCGUGCUCAGAUUGGUUUGUACAUUCACUCUGCUUUUCCUCCUUCAGAGAUCUUUCGCAACCUGCCCUCGAGACUGGAUCUGAUUGCUGGCAUGCUUGGUGCCAAUAUGAUUGGUUUCCAAACCGAGGAUUUCCGCUACCAGUUCCUCCAGACUUGCAGUCGAUUACUCAAUAUCGAGGCCACUGACCACGGUCUUGUCCUGGAGAACGGUCGCUUCAUUGAUGUCUUUGGUAUUCCUAUGGGUAUCGAUAUCAACACGAUGAACAUGCGUCGCCAGUUGUCCGAAGUCAAGGACAACAUGAAAGAGCUUAGUGAGCGCUUUGCUGGCAAGCACGUCAUCGUCUCACGCGACAAGCUGGACGGCAUUCAUGGCCUUAAACACAAGUUGCGGGGCUUCGCGGAAUUCCUUGACCAAUAUCCUCAGUGGGAGGACAAGGUUGUGCUUGUCCAGAUUGCUACUUCUGCUACCCAGGAUAUCGAGCUGAGGGACACCGUCAACAACCUCAUCACUGAGAUUAAUGGUGACUGGGGCGAUCUCAAUCAUCAGCCCAUUGUCUACCUCAAUCAGGAAAUUGACUACCCUCAAUAUCUUGCUCUUAUGAGCAUUGCCGACUGUAUGCUGGUAACCAGCUUGUCUGAGGGAAUGAAUUUGACCUGUCACGAGUUCGUCGUCUGUCAAGAUGGUACCUCUAGCUUGAAAGGCUAUGCUCCCCUGGUGUGCAGUGAGUUUAUUGGUGCUGCCAAAGUCUUUGACAGUAACACCAUACUCGUCAAUCCAUGGCACCCGAGAGGUAUUGCAGCAGCCCUCGACAAAGCCCUCAGUAUGAGCCACAAGGAACGCAAGCAGAGGUGGCAGCAGAUGUUCGAGGUCACGCAAAAGUAUUGUGCAGAAUAUUGGUUCAAGACCUUCACUCAGUCUCUGGAGCACGCCUGGAAAGCACACAAUGCUAGAGAUCCAUCCACAGUUCCUCGACUACAGAUGAGAGAGCUCAGGAAGAAGUACGCCGUUGCCGACAAGCGUUUACUCGUUGUCGAUUUCGAAGGCACUUUGACCACGUGGGAUUCACCCAAAGAACCAGUCAUUACUGUUCCUCUAAAGGUCAUCGCCAUGCUCAAUGAGCUUUUGGAGGAUCAGAAGAACAUCGUCUACGUUAUGAGCGAGCAGAGUAUGGACGCCCUGCAGCACAUGUUCCGCAAUGUUCGUGUAAAGGGUGCCUUACCCGAUGCUCCUUCACGACUAGGACUUGUUGCUGAAAACGGUGCUUUCAUCCGAAAACCAAACACUUCGGAAUGGACCGAGCUCGUCAAACUAGAUAUCUCACCGUGGCGCAAGGGUGUCAUGGACAUCUUGGGUCACUACACAACCUCUAUCCCAGGCAGUUCGAUCAAGGAAAUCAGGAGCGGAAUAAUAUUCUCCUACGCUGAUGCUGCUGAUCACCAAGAUGCAUCGCACAAGGCUGGUGAGCUAGCCAAUCAAAUAAAUGAGAUGUGCGAGAACCUGGGUGUUAGUGCUACUCCAACGGAAAAGGGCUUGUACAUUGCACCUAAUCACAUCGAUAAGCGUCUGGCAUGCAAGGCUAUUGAGAAGGAGUUCUACAAGAAGGGCGGAUCAGGUGAGCCAGACUUCAUCCUUGUGUUCGGUGACUCGUAUGAGGACGAGUGUGUUUUUGAAUGGGCCCACGGUAUUCAGGAUCGAAAUGAGAAUAUCAAGGUCAACACGACCGUGGUUGGGAAACGAAGCACACUUGCUCGGUCUGCCAUCACUCAAGGCCCAUCCGGCGUCUUGGCUGCUCUCGAGAAACUCGCCAUGGUCAAAGACUCCAAGGCUGCUUAG